CUGCAAAACCACUCAAAGGAAAAUACACAGAGGUGGCACAACAAAUCCUGACAAUAGCAAAAAGGCACAUAACGUUUUGUGGAUCAUGGAUAAGUGGAGAGAUCGUUCUGUUCCAGGACCAAAAAAGCCAAGUCGUUUCCAGAAAGGGAGGAGGGAUCAUCCUUAUGUGAACCAAACUCUGCCUUAUAAAAAUGUGUACAAAACCCAGACCUUCAUUAAAGCAGAAAGUGGGAGCCGUACUGGACCAUUUUUCCGUUGUUCCGGGAGAAGAAGUGAACAUGAUGUCCCGCAACACAAACCAGAUAUUAAACAACAACCAUAUGCGUGCUUAGAAAGUUGGAGAUCAAACAGAGAACAUUAUCCUGGUUCAAGAAGUAGAGGUCAUGACUUCCCGCGACACAAGCCAGUUAUUACACAGGAGCCAUCCACUUGCCAAGGAGACAAUUUUGAUUGGAAAAGACACAUUCUGAAGUUUAUUGUUACAGAUUUACAGACACCACUGCUUGUUGAAGAAGAUGGAUUCCAAAAUUUCUUGAAAGCCCUAAAUCCCAAUAUUGAUUAUGCACUAAGUGCCUCUGCAGUUCGAAAAGAACUGUCGAGCGUGUAUGAGGCUACAAAGAGAAAUGUCAAAAAAGCUGUGAUAGAUGCCAGCGAUCUAGUGCUCUCUGCUGAACUGUGGCUCUCAAGCAAAAAAGAGUCGUAUCUAACAGUAACAUGUCACUUUAUUGAUAGGAAGUGGGAUCUGAAAUCAUACACUCUAGAAACAGCUCAUCUUCUUGGUGAAGAUACACCAGAAAAGGUUAAUGAACAUCUUUGGAGAAUUUCAAGAGAAUGGGACAUUGUGGGCAAAAUACAGGUGGUGGUUGUCAAUGUGGAUAAAAUGAAAAGGGGCAAGCUAGCAUCAGACUGGACGUACAUACCUUGCUUCAGCCACACCCUCAACAAAGUCAUCCAAGAAGUUGUGGAAAGCCCUGAUUGGAGAUAUUUGAUAAAUAAAUGCCGUCGUAUUGUUCAAUUUUUCCACCAGGAAAAUGAAGCUUUAUGGUGUCCCCAUUUGACACAAUCAUCUAAUGGGGACUGGCUUUCAACACUUAAUAUGGUGAGCAAGAUCUGCCAACAGUGGCCAAAGUUUUCCCAGGAUGCCGAUUACAAACGUAAUGAUCUUUGGCUAAACGAAAAUGAAAGGGGUUUGCUGCAAAAUAUGAACAAGGUGCUCACGGUUGUCAAAAAUGUCAUGCAGGAGAUUGGGACAUGCAGAUACGUUCCUGUCUCCAACAUCAUACCUCUGAUUGACAAGCUUCAGUCGAGUCUACAAAGUCUAACACCAGAAAACAACGUUGCCUCGAAGCUCAGUGAGAGAUGUAAAUAUCAUUUUGGAAACAUCAAUGAAAAUAUGUUGUUCACUGUCAGCACAGCACUGGACCCAAGAUACAAAAAUAGUGUACUGAAGACUGAUAAAGGGGAAAAAGUCAAAGCAAAGAUCAAAGAGGAACUGGGCAACCGGGAUUGUGAAGCUUUACUUCUGCGAUACAUUGUAGAAAAAGAUGUCCCAGCAACUCAGAAUCUGCUGCAGUACUGGGCAGCUCAAAACAAUUCAAAGGACCUGGCCAAGGUUGCACACAAAUAUCUCAGUGUGAUCUCUACUGCUAUUCCAAUAGAGCAGAUGAUGCAUGAGAACAACUCACGGAUCAUUUUUAACAGGAGGAAAUGCUUAGAGCUUGAAGAUAUGAACAUGAUGCUGUUUCUGAAUGCCAAUUACCAAAACAUUUGAAUUGUGGUGGUGGGAAAAACCUGUCCGACUAUCUACAAUUCUAAAAAUCUAAACUUUAUUCAUGGCCUGCGUUUUUGCCUCUUCACUCGAUUAAUAUGUUUUUUUUGGAACAUCAGUGGAAAAAUAGUAUUUCAUUUGUUCACUAAGUCUUGUGUUGUUGAUUGUCUUUUGUUAUUAAUACUAAAUUAAUAAAACUACAUAGUGUUGUGAUGUGACCGUGUAGGAGCAUUGUAGACAUUUUUGACAUCCAGGAAUCUAAACAAGCUGUAUUAAUUAGGCUUGUUUCAAAUUUAACAUGGCAUGUACAGUAGGUUUCCAACAACACAAUCACAUCUUAUCAUUCACUGCGUGAUGAAAUCACUCACAAAGCACUUAGCUAGACAAGAAAUAAACUCUUGAUUGGGACACCAAGUCAGUUGGAUGGAAACACCUACAACUUAGGCAACUUGGAGUCACCGAACCGCCUACCAGCCAUUUAGGACUACAAAACGGAUCCAGAAAAAAUCCACAUAAGCAUGGGAAGAAUAUUGGAAUUCAUGGACCUAAUGUACAUAUUUAGAGGUAAAGACUAUGACAAAAAAGAAAUGCUUUUUAUUUUAUCUUCUGACUUCUAAUAUUUGACUGAAAAGAAAAGAUUGUGUUAAGAGAUAAAUGUUACUGUAUAUAUUACUAUAUUAUAUAUUUUUCAUACUGCAAUAAUCUUUCUUUUAACAUACUUUAAAGUGAUAUUUUUAGUUGUUUUGUUAAAACACUAAAACAUGUCUUGUCACACAAAUUAAAA
This is a messenger RNA of Clarias gariepinus (North African catfish), 2552 nucleotides long. Its product is annotated as E3 SUMO-protein ligase ZBED1. The record is from RefSeq and is a predicted model, not a curated record. The coding region runs from base 86 to 1771 and encodes 561 amino acids. NCBI's taxonomy places the organism in Eukaryota, Metazoa, Chordata, Actinopteri, Siluriformes, Clariidae. The transcript is spliced from 5 exons.